AUGACGCAAGAUUUGACCUCGACUAUAAAUAUAUUAGCCCGGUAUCCCAUACAAAUUGACUCUGAUGUUAUUGUAGCCCAUAAAAACACGACGAAAAUCAAAUUAUAUGAAGUCUAUAAUACCGGAUUUCAUUACAAUGGUAAGUUCAAAGUCGUGGACUUAGGGUUUUGGAAUUCUUCACUAUUUAUAAAAGAACGGGACAGGAAAAAUCUACAUGGCUUGAAAAUCAAGAUAGCAGCAAUCAUACUACCAACGGCCGAACUUCGUUAUGAAACUGUAGAACAAUACAUGGAAAAGGCUCGUUCGAAAUUCGAUACAGUUCACCGAAUCAAGUUUUUUAUUCUAUUGAAAUACAUGCGAGACAUGUAUAAUAUUAGCUACGACGUUCAUCGAACGACCUCGUGGGGCUAUAAGCGAAAUGGCACCUUCGAUGGAAUGGUUGGCGCCCUUCGACAUGGGAUGGCAGAUAUAGGUGCCGCACCUUGCUUCUUCAGAAGUGAUAGAGCUGAAAAUGUCAAUUAUAUAUCUGAAGUUUGGAUGUCUCGGCACAGCUUCAUAUUUCGCCAUCCGAGACAUACAGGUGGAUAUUAUACUAUAUAUACUCGACCAUUAAGUGGCGUCGUGUGGUUAUGUACUAUCGCUUUGAUUGUGGUGACGGCCAUGGUGACAUGGAUCAUGCUGAAGAUGCAAGGGAGCCGCGUAAAGGGUCAAGACGCCUCGCUUAGUCUUGCUGGCUUAGCUAUUUGGGGUGCAGUAUGUCAGCAAUAUAUGUUCAUUCGUCAAGAGACAACAUCAGUAAAACUGGCCACGUUUGUUAUCUUUGUAUUCGCCCUUACCGUAAACCAGUACUAUGACGCUACUUUAGUGUCGUCUCUGUUGAUGGAACAGCCGAGGAAUAUUAAAACGCUUAAAGAUCUUCUGGAUAGUGAUUUAAAGGUUGGAGCGGAUGAUAUUGCUUAUAACAUGGAUUAUUUCAAGCGUACAACAGACCCUGUAGCUAUGGAAUUGUACAGAAGAAAAAUACACACCUCCACACAAUACAACUUUUUUAAAUCCGAGGAAGGCAUGGCUCUGGUCAAGAAAGGGGGGUUUGCCCUUCAUGUGGACACAGCAAUUGCCUUCCCUAUUAUUAAAGAGACCUUCAAAGAGAGAGAGAUAUGCGACACUCAGUUGGUACAAAUGUACCCAUUGCAGAAAUGUGGUGUGGUCAUUAGAAAAAAAUCACCAUAUAAGGAACAUAUUACUUUUGGGAUCCGUAAGAUGUACGAGGCUGGUUUACUUCGCCGUAUAAAGGCAGAUAUCGAUGUGUCUAUGCCCGAAUGUGCGCACACGGUCGACUUGAGCGUAUUUCGCGUCAGCAUCAGAGAGUUUUCUAUGCCACUAAUGAUACUGACGUUCGGUAUUGUUUUGUCAUGGGGCAUAUUUGUCGUGGCGGUGCUAGUCAGCAGGAUAUUAAUGAAAAGGAGGCGUACAACUUUUAUGCAUUAG
Arctia plantaginis is the source of this 1488-nucleotide messenger RNA. Lineage: Eukaryota; Metazoa; Arthropoda; Insecta; Lepidoptera; Erebidae. The record is from the annotation of a GenBank genome assembly.